Strigops habroptila (Kakapo) is the source of this 7957-nucleotide messenger RNA. RefSeq names its product leucine rich repeat transmembrane neuronal 1 (gene LRRTM1). The record is from RefSeq and is a predicted model, not a curated record. The coding region runs from base 632 to 2197 and encodes 521 amino acids. Gene Ontology annotation, molecular function: protein binding. The transcript has 2 exons. NCBI's taxonomy places the organism in Eukaryota, Metazoa, Chordata, Aves, Psittaciformes, Psittacidae.
UGAGCAGCUUACGACACUCAGUGAACACUAGGUGCCUCUGCAUGCUCUAGCAACAUACUGCUCAGCUGAAGGGAAGGGAUUCUUGCUGUCUCUCUCUGCUCUAAGCAUCACCUAACAAGCAAAGCGAACAAAGAAUGGGAAAUAAAGCUACCCUUAGCCGGUCAGUGAAUGAAUGGUAAUCUCUCUAUGGAGUAAAGGUUGUGCCGGUCAAUGGUCGUUGCAAAUGAUGGACAUUAAACAGAUUGACAAAUCCUGUGGAGUCGUUAGUAAAGAGUUUGGAGUUUUUUUCACGCCACAGUGUUAACUGCAGAGAAAAGGACAGAGGGAGAAGGAGAAGAUCAAGCUCAUGUACAUAGUUCUGAAACUUGCAGGUCCUAGGAGUCAGCUAAAAAGCUAGCUGGACAAGCCUUUCGCUCUUUGAGCAGAAGCAAAGUGAGACAUUGUGAGCUUGCCAGCCUUGCACAAAAUUGAAAGGGACUGAAUUUGUAGCACAGAGGGGUCUUUUUUAGCUCUGCAUAUAAUUAGUCCAAACACAAAGGAAGCAACUGAAUGGAGGUUGUCACUCUCUGGAAAAGGAAUUUGAAAAAGAUUCAAUGGACAUUCUCAAGCAUAUUUGGAAAUAUUCUUGCUAAUGGAUUUCCUUCUUAUUGGUCUCUGUUUAAACUGGCUGCUGAGGAAGCCCCCGGGGUUGAUAUUGUGUACGCUGGGUAUCUUUUCUAAAAUGCUUCCAGCUGUGAAUAGUGGGUGUCCACAGCUAUGUCGGUGUGAGGGCAGGCUUUUGUACUGUGAAUCACUGAAUCUUACAGAGAUGCCUCGCAACCUGUCGGGCAUGAUGGGCUUGUCUCUGCGGUACAACAGCCUUUCAGAGCUGCAUGAUGGACAGUUCACAGGGUUAAUGCAGCUCACGUGGCUCUAUCUGGAUCACAAUCACAUUUGCUCAGUGGAGGGGAAUGCCUUUCAAAAAUUGCGGCGAGUUAAAGAGCUCACCCUGAGUUCCAACAAAAUAACCCAACUGCCCAACACCACUUUCCGACCCAUGCCAAACUUGCGCAGUGUGGAUUUAUCAUACAACAACCUACAGUCUCUGGAGCCUGACCUGUUCCACGGGCUGCGAAAACUCACAACUUUGCACAUGCGGUCGAACGCCAUCAAGUUCGUGCCAGUGAGAAUUUUUCAGGACUGUCGCAGCCUGAAGUUUCUAGACAUAGGAUACAAUCAGUUAAAGAGCCUGGCUCGAAACUCUUUUGCAGGCUUGUUCAAACUCACUGAGCUUCACCUCGAGCACAAUGACUUGGUGAAAGUGAAUUUAGCCCAUUUUCCCAGGCUCAUCUCCCUGCAGUCUCUCUGCUUGCGAAGGAAUAAAGUUACCAUUGUAGUAAACACUUUGGACUGGAUAUGGCAACUCGAGAAACUGGAUCUCUCCGGCAACGAAAUCGAAUACAUCGAACCUCAUGUUUUCGAAAGUGUACCUCACCUCAAAUCCCUGCAGCUGGACUCCAACCGGCUGACCUACAUCGACUCCCGAGUCCUCGACUCCUGGAAGUCCCUCACUAGCAUCAGCCUCUCUGCAAAUGCUUGGGAUUGCAGCCGUAACGUUUGCGCCCUGGCCUCCUGGCUGAGCACCUUCAAGGGUCGCUACGACAGCAACCUGCUCUGUGCCACCCCUGAGUACGCGCAGGGUGAGGAUGUUUUGGACGCGGUCUACGCCUUCCACUUGUGUGAAGACACAACAGACCCGACGAGUGUGAACACCCUCUCCCCGGUAACAAACAACAGUGACCAAACGUUCAGCUAUGGCUCGGCCACCGCCACGUACGACGUGCAGGACGGCGACGAGGACUGGACAACAUACGCCAUCACCGUCACCAUGCCUGGCGAGAACUCGGAGAACGCCGUUCAGAUUCAUAAGGUGGUGACGGGGACCAUGGCCCUGAUUUUUUCCUUCCUCAUUGUGGUUUUAGUGUUGUACGUCUCCUGGAAGUGCUUUCCAGCCAGCUUAAGGCAUCUAAGACAGUGCUUUAUAACACAGCGCAGAAAGCAGAAGCAAAAACAGACCAUGCAUCAAAUGGCUGCCAUGUCAGCCCAGGAGUAUUACGUUGACUACAAACCCAACCACAUUGAGGGAGCCCUGGUGAUCAUUAAUGAGUAUGGAUCUUGUUCCUGUCACCAGCAGCCAGCGAGGGAAUGCGAGGUGUGAUUUUCCUUGGGGAUUUAAACAGUGUGCAACCAAAUAACAGCGUGCAGGCAGACGGUGGCACGAGGGGGGGGGUUGCUGUGCUUGGCUGGUGAUUUCUGAUGUGCUCCUCUGCCAAAAUUGAUAAGAGGGGCUGUCUAAAAGACUUGAUAUUUUAGCUUUAUCGUGUCUUAAAAACCUUCAGGACAGUCAAUCUUAAGAUUUCAUAUGCUAAUAACUCCCUUUGAAGAUCUGUCAAUAUUCAGGAAUCUGAGAGUGUAAAAAGGUACCAAUUAUUGAUCUUUUGUAAAGUAAGAAAACUGUUUAAAAUAAAAACAAAUAGCAUUUACAGUUUUUACAGACUGGUGUACAUUACAUGACUUGUUCCCUGUAUACAAAAAUGCAACAGUUUAACCUCUUUUUCUCUUCAUAUUGAGUGUUGAAAUGAAAGUCUAGGAGCAAAGAAGCCACGUAAAAUAGAAAGCUUAAAAUUAACCAGAUGGCUUCACACUGUAAUUAGCACACGUUCACUUACAUCAUGUUACUGAAGAUAUGAAGCAUGACACUGGAAGUAUAUUUUUGUUAAUGUGCUACCUGUAACUGGAUGUCAGUACAACAAGGAGCUAAUGCACCUCAGAAAAGCUAAAGUUUUGACUGUGUCCCUGGGACAGGAUUUCUGAGGAUUUUUAAGUACAGCUCACUUGUUCAUUGCUGUAAGAUCCAUAAAAACUUCAUCCUAACCCCUGAAAGUAUUUUGUAUCAAAACUGAUUAUAUUGCUAAGUCUCACUAAAAUAAAACAACCAACAAAACCCAAAUGACCAAAUCACUGCCAAAAUGUGCUCAGCAUAAUCUUCUUUAAAGUAAAAAGGAUAAAAAACCCUUCUAAAUGUAAGGGUUUUUACUAGCAUUUUCCACUUUUAUGUUUGUUUUGAGAUAUGCUAAGAGCAAAGAAACCAUUGUUUUGUGCACUGUGGUGCCAUGGUGAAUGGAGAAGAGGAAAAGCUAUUCGGUUCUCAGUGGUGAAACCUAUGUGUCUUUCAGGAGUAAAAGCUUGGCUCUAACACUGUCAGAGUAAGACAGAGUUAUUAGAGCAUACUUCUGGGUCCUAUAGUAAACUGCUAGCAAAGCCUAUGUCAUGUCCUUCACUUUCACCACCAGCCUUCACUAACAAAACCACCCUAAAAUCUCUGCAGAGGCUGAAAGUAUAUGAACCCUCCUUACUAAUGACUGAUGAAUGGAAUUGAUGGAUAUAAGCAGUGAUUUAAUAAUGUGGAAUCACAGAGCUGUUUUAUCUGACUGCCCUUAAAUAAAGCCUUCCUUUCCUUGUAUUUUGGAUUUUUCAUUCCAAUAUGUGAACAACCUGAUUGAUCUUUUCAGCAACUCCUCUCAUACUAAUGAAGAUGAGGUAGUUUUAUAACAUGAGGCAGAGAAUCUUGACAUUUUCUUCAUACAGCAUUACAUGCUAAUAAAAUGUUAUGGGUAAUGAAUUGGGUAACAUUUCUAUGCUUUGAAUAUAUUUUUCUAUCUUUAGGUUACCACCAAUAGGGGAAAAAAAUCUGAAAUCUAACAUAUAUUUUCAUUUAUCACAGGUUUUUUCUUUUUUAUAGCAUCAAAGUGCCACCUACUCUUAAAAGGCUACAGCAGACUUAGAAAGCAGAAAAUAGGCACAGAAUAAAUGAUUUUUUUCCCUGCACAGCAGGUUUUAACCAUUAACUUUGAAUGUAAAGAGUGCAUUUUUAUUUUUUUCUGACUGACACUACAUUUAAGGAGUCAGAACUUAUUUUCCUCUAUUUUUACAUCUCAACCUGUUUAAUAUUAAAUAUGAUGAUAGCCUCUUAAUCAAAAUUUGUAUUUAGUGAGACUAUAAUGUCAUCUGUGAAAGCAAUGAGAUUAUGUAUUGGGAGAGGACCUUUACAGAGGAAACUUAAUGAAAAUUAAGUGCUUUUUUACUAAAGCCAGUGAAAAUUCAUGACAGCUUUGAAACAAGCUGGCACUGUUAAAACUAGGCUUUUCUUUCUUUAAACAAAUGCACAUUUCUGGUUUUGUGCCUCAAACCCACAAAGGCCUGAUCCAUCCUGAAACUCUCAAGUGAUCUGAGGGGUUGAGUGUCCCUGUGCAAACCUACCAGUGAGGACAGAGAAUAGGUACGGAGUCCCCUGUCUCUCUGGGUGCCUGCUCAUAUUAAUUAAAAUAUUGUCUGCCUAUGGUAAUAAAAAUAUAUGAAUUAUCUUUAUUUCCAUACUGACCGCCUGUUGCUAUAAGGAACCAUACUAAUGCAGUCAUGGUUUUGCCCUGUAAAUCUGAUGUAAGACUGAUACUGACAAACAAUUGUCCCGUGGUUGUAUUUCUAUGUAUUUUUAGCAGAUUUGUGGGUUGUAUUUUAAACACACUAGUGAUUGCACCCCUCUGGAAUUAUUCCUGCUGUUUAUUGGUGUUAGCAACCUCAAGCUACAUUUGCAAAGAUGUGAGCAAUUCCAUCUUUGGAAUUUGUUCUCCUCUGUGCUUCAUGCAUCUUGCAUUGACAGCUCAAGUAAACCGAACAGCAUAUUUUUCUUUAAAGGUGCAGUGAUUUCCUCAAUGAGAGCUGAUUUUGGUAUUGCCUGUUGCCAUUUCUCCUGAAGUAAUAACCACCAAUGGCUUGCCACCCGUAGCAGGAUGAUGGAUGAAUCCUCCAUAUAGAGCACAGAACUUAUUUAACUUCAGAAAAGUAUAUAUUUCAAAAUCUUCAUGCAGAAAUCUUUUCUAAGGGUAGUAUCAUCCAGAGACCACUUCCUAAUGAUCUCUAGAGGAUAUCUGGAGAUCUUGAUACCCUCUGAAUAUUUACCGGUGGAAAAGAGGGGUGUCACUGCUACUACAUGGCAUAAAGGUAUUCCACAGUGUGUCCACAUCUAGUCUGAAAGCUUACAUGAAAUAUAUGUGGAUAAUAAAGAAAUAAAAGAGCAAGUAUUUAAUUCCAAUCCAGCUAUUGCAAAUCCAGUUAUUCAUCCUGCUCCAGGUUGCUUGCAUUGGUAUAUAUGAGAGUUAUUAUAUUUUUAUUACAUUUAUAACAACUGCAGGGGCAAAUUUUCCCUAACUCAUUCGUCCAAAUUUCAUGUUCAUCAACUGUCCACAGAUAUAUCAUUCCCUCUAUUUUGAUGCCCCUAUUCUGGCUUAUGAAACGGCUCCAAAAUCAAAAGAAAGAAGAAAAAAGAUGCUUUUGGGGUUAGUUGUGACAGUUUUUUGUUCAGGAGAUGCUCGGGGAAUAUCAAAAGAGGGAAAAUAUUUUAAAUAUUCCCCUUUUAAUGUUCCACUUAAUAGGACUAAUCUCCCUUUUAUAACUGAGUAAUUAACAUUAUUUUCUUUAUGUUCAAGUGUCUUUUAACAUAGAAGGGAGAGUGAAUAGCAGCAAAAGAACUGCCUUUUUUGAGGAUGGUUAACACUACCAGUGAUAUAGAUCUCUAAUAUGCAAUCUCUUGCUGUUAACAUCAAUACACACUCACGGUGCACCCUGUGAUGAAGGAACUGUUGCUGUGUAUGCUUUGGAUGUAUAUAAGGGAUGCUUUAUUUUCCUUUCUAUCUUUUUUCCUUCCUUUCUGUACUACUUUAAAAAAGAAAAGUGGUAUGAAAGCACAGGUUCAAUGCUAAUGUACCACAUUCAGUUUCUGGCCUGAAUAUGUAAAAUACAAAGAAAUUCUGUGUUAAAGCUGCAAAUUCCCUCCUUUACCAUGCUGUUUGAGUACUGCAAAGGGUUAGACUAAGGGUAUGUCUUGUUUCUCCAUGUGCACAGCAAUAAGUAAAUGUACCAGUCUGAAGAUGCAGUCCCACGCCUGGUUCAUAAGUGACUUGCAUACGUGUGCCAGAGAAACAUCAUUAAUGAUACCUAAGGAUAUUUUUGUAUGCUUUAAUAUAUUCUGUACAUUUUUAUGGCUAAGGCAUUGAAGGGCACUUGAAAUGAGCCUAUUUGAUCAUUUUCCUUGGUUCUGAUAAAAAGCCCCUCAUUUGCUUUUGAGAUGGACUAAAUUUGUUCCUUGUCUGUGUCUCAUUCUGCAUUAAUAGCAAAAGGACACUUUGAAUAGCCCUCCCCUUCCCCCAGCUUCUCCAGUGGUAUUAAGAAUGGCAAAUAUGAAGGACUAUUUAAUUAUGAAGGUUAUUUCUAGUGCUAUAAUAAUAAUAACAGUAAUAAUAAGAGAAAUAAAGAGGAGACAAAAGAUGAGAGAAAAGACUGGGGUAACAGCAACUAGAUCACGUUUUUACUGGAUUCCUUUGCCUUUUCUUUUUUAAAGCUGGUAAAUCUAAAGGACUAGCACAGAUGAAAAAAGCAGGACUGAAGGUGGUGCAGAAAGCAUUUUUAAAAACUUGGCAAGCAGGGAUGAAACAGCUCCUGGACAGGAAGGUGCAGUACCAAACAGCUUCAUUAAGCAAGAAAGAGAAAAGGAAAGGGGUGAAGGGACAGGAUGAAAGGGAAGAUAAGAACUGGUGAGAAGGCAAGGGGACCACUGUGCACAAAUGGAAAAUGAGAUUUUUUUUCAGUGCCUUCACCUCCCACAUUAAGACUGUGGCAAGGACAACAGCAGAGAUUUAAGCAAGAUACCCAGCAUCUCUUUUUCUCUCUAUCUCUCCCUGUCUUUUCAAAGUCAGUCACACAUAGACUCUAAUUUACAGAGGCGCAGGGGGACAUGCUUUCCCAAACACACACGCACGCAGCCCUGUCAUUUCCUCUGCCACCCUUCUGCUCCCUGGGAGCACAAUGUCCCCCUCAUCCAUCAUUAUGUUUGCUGAAGUCCGGCACUGAGCCUCUUCCAUUAAUUUUUUUGGCUGGACUUCUUAGCUAUCCUAGUCGCAUUUCCUCACAGACUUUCCAGAAAAUCAGACUUUUCUACCCAAAAUAUCUCUUUUUUUUUUAACCCCAUCCCUUAAGAAACCCUCAUCUAGAGAGUGAUCUUGAGCUACAGCAGAUUCUCCUGCUAAUUAUAUCCACCCUCAUUCCCCCUCAUAUUCAGCUUUCAUAUUCAUAGCUAUUAAGACAAACAGAUCCGAGAUGUUUCUGCUGUGUUCAAUUUAUUAUUAUGCACCAAGGUUAUAUUUUUCCUUGACCUGCUCAACCCAGUGUAAUAUUAACAAAUUGAGCAUUUAUGUGGGUUCCUUUCCAAGCAUGAAGUUGAUUAGAAAUUUAGGAAAUGCUGGUGAUUUAAAGAUUAACCUUUCAUGUAAUUACUGACAUAAACCAGAGCCAUUAAGGUAUUAGAAAAAACUACUCAGAGUAUAUUCUACAUAAAAGAAUACCACAUUUAGAGUCAUGUGAAAGACUUUCCAUACUAGCCAAUUAUUUUUUUUACAGCAGAAUAACCUGAUGAAAGGAAAGGAGUGAGCACAGUCUACCUCUAAGCUUAUGUGGAGGAAAGCAAGGCUACAAAAAUAUUACAGAAACCAAGCAACAAUCUUCUGCUGGCAAGACACAACUUGUAAAUGGGUGGGUGGCUGUGAAGAUCUGAGAUGAAUGCUGCAGAGCACUGUAAUUUUAUUGCACUGUGUGUGCUUUAAAGUGAACAUAUUUGCAAUGAAAUCUGUAUUUCCGUAAGAACAGGGCAAUUGUUUUUUGUUAUAAAGAUAACGUCACUUGUUGGCAUUCAGGCACAAUUAUUCAGCCUUUAAAGCAAUUACUGUUCUUACUUGCCUUUGCUGGUGUGAUAGUUGGGUGAGAGAGUCAACUGUAACAGGCUGCAUUGAAAGGAGUUAGAGUUCAAAGUACCCAGAUUUGCAUUACAAGAGAAGAAAUUCAGUUAAAAAUAAAGACCAGCUUUUCA